This is a messenger RNA of Rotaria sordida, 1089 nucleotides long. The record is from the annotation of a GenBank genome assembly. Lineage: Eukaryota; Metazoa; Rotifera; Eurotatoria; Philodinida; Philodinidae.
CGACUUCUAUGGAGAGUAGGGUGGUCUUCUCGCGGACCCUCUCUUAAGGCAUAUCAUACCGAACCAUUAGCUGGUCAUUUUGGUGUCAAACGUACUUAUUUAAAAUUAAAGAAUAAAUUUUGGUGGCCUGGUAUGUUACAUUCUGUUACUAUGUAUAUCAAGAACUGUUUACCUUGUCAACAAUACAAUAUUAGUCGUAUGAAAAAACCUGGUCAUUUAUGUUUAAUUGAACCACGUGAUGGACCAUUCCAGUUAAUUGGUAUUGACUUUUGUGGACCUUUUCAUCGUACUCCUCGCGAUAAUCGAUAUGUUCUAUGUAUUACAGAUUAUUUUACAAGAUGGAUCUCAGCUAUAGCUUUACCAAAUUGUUCAGCUCCAACUACUGCACAAACUAUUUUUAAUGAUUACAUUUGUCGAUACGGAGUACCUAAAUCUAUUUUAUCGGAUCAAGGUACUCAUUUUAAUAAUCAAUUAAUGGAUGCUAUGGCUAAAUUAGUUGGAUAUACUCACAUAUUUUCUACUGUUUACCAUCCACAAAGUAAUGGAAUGGUUGAACGAUUUAAUGCUACAUUUGUGCCACAAUUAGCUAAACUUCAUGAUCGUGAAAGUAAUAAUUGGGAUGAAUAUUUAUCACCAGUUGUUUUUGCAUAUAAUACUAGUGCACAUUCGACUACACACUAUUCUCCAUUUGAAUUACAAUUCGGACGUAAACCUCGUUUUCCUAUUGAUACACCAUCAUUUGAUUAUAUUUUUUAUACACCGAAUGAUUAUUAUGUUCAAUUAAAAAAGAGUUUACAAAUUAUUCAUAAUAAUGCACGUAUUAAUAUGACUCAACAACAUUCGAAAUACAAAAAAUAUUAUGAUAAAAAUCGCUCUGAACCUAUUUAUAAAAUUAAUGAUCAAGUUUUAACAAAAAUUCACGGUUCUCGUUCUAAGUUAGAUCCUCGAUAUUCUAUCACACCAAAACUUAUUGUUCAAGCACAACAUCCUAUUUAUUGGGUUAAAGAUGCAACAACUCAAAUUGUUAGUCGUGUUCAUGUUAGUGAUAUACGCCCUAUACUUAUGCCAUUAAAAUCAACAUCAAACUGA